Molecule: messenger RNA, 1920 nt
Organism: Anopheles funestus (African malaria mosquito)
Lineage: Eukaryota; Metazoa; Arthropoda; Insecta; Diptera; Culicidae
Gene: Cdc37
Product: hsp90 co-chaperone Cdc37
Exons: 2
Coding region: 188-1342 (384 amino acids)
Biological process (GO): protein folding; protein stabilization
Cellular component (GO): cytoplasm
Molecular function (GO): heat shock protein binding; protein kinase binding; protein-folding chaperone binding
Source: RefSeq, a predicted model, not a curated record
GAAGGAAAACUCCAACUGUCAAAUUGAACAGACAAAAAACAAUAGAACUUGAGAAAAAAAACCAAGCGCCGAGCGGUUAAAUUAAAGGAAGUGUAUGUAAAAGCGAUAUCAAGCAUUACACAAGUAAUUUUUUUCCAUUGCGUGUUAAUAUUUUUGUUGAGCGAAGACAAACUACAUCGGUAUAAACAUGGUGGAUUACAGCAAAUGGAAAGAUAUUGAGAUCUCGGACGAUGAAGAUGAUACGCAUCCAAAUAUUGAUACACCAUCGCUCUUCCGUUGGCGGCAUCAGGCCCGCGUCGAACGGAUGCAGGAACAAGAGAAAAAGAAGGAAACGAUAGAGAAGAAGAAGCAGACGACGGUGGAUAAGCUAAAGGAUGCAAAGGAAAAGCUGCAACGAAAGGAAGGCAAUCUGGACGAGCUAAAGAAAAUCAUUGAUGAGCUGGAAAGUGAGCAGGAGCGCGUGAGGCAGGAAGAAGACGAGCUGCGCAAGAAGGAAAAGAUGCAACCGUGGAACGUGGACACGAUCAGCAAGCCGGGCUUUGCCAAGACGGUCAUCAACAAGAGUGCAAUCAAUCGAAAGGAGGAAGAACUAACCGACGAACAGAAGGAGAUGAACCUGCGGGAUUUUAUCAAGCAGUACGAGAAGCAGUUGAAGCAAUUCGGCAUGCUGCGGAAGUACGAUGAUUCGAAAAAGUUCCUGCAGGAUAAGCACCAUCUGGUGUGCGAGGAAACGCCCAACUAUCUCGUCAUCUGGUGCAUUGAGCUGGAGAUGCAGGAAAAGCACGAUCUGAUGGCGCACGUGGCGCACCAGUGCAUCUGCAUGCAAUACAUAUUGGACAUUUCCAAGCAGCUCGAGGUAGACCCGAGGGCCUGCGUGGCGUCUUUCUUUCAGCGCAUCCAGGAGGCGGAAACCGAAUACAAGAACCAGUUCUUGGGUGAAAUUGAAGCGUUCAAAGAGCGGAUCCGUAAGCGAGCGCAGGAGAAGCUGCAGAAGAUUAUCGAGGAACAGGAAGAGGAAGAGCGUAAGGCGAGGAUCGGUCCCGGUGGAUUGGAUCCGGUCGAGGUGUUCGAAUCGCUGCCCGAAGAGCUACAGAAGUGUUUUGAAACGCGAGACAUUGGAAUGCUGCAGGAAGCGAUGGCCAAACUGCCACCGGAGGAAGCUCGCGCACAUCUGGAGCGCUGCAUAGAUUCGGGCUUGUGGGUACCGGACGCGAAGAGUGCCGCCGCAGCCAAGUCUGGGGCUGGUGUUGAGGAUGAAGCACAGGAACCGGUGUAUGUGGAGGUAAAGAGUAGAAGUGCAGAUUCAAAAACGGAGGCCAACGAGCAAGAGGAGAAAAAUUAAAAGCCGAUCAACAUCUACCGGGAUACAUCUAGCGAGACAUAGCCAGACCGCAAAAUUGUCGCAAAAUUUGUAAAGUCAACAACCGAUAACUGUACACAUGCGAGAGAGAAAGUUUAGUUUCGUGUAGGUUUGUAUGUUUUGCAAAAAAUCAUUUUAAAUAUAGUACGGCUUGCAGUCCUGUCUUUUGGCGUAACGAACCUACAAAACGAAUGUCUGCCUAUAUAUCGGCUUACUUCUUCCUCUUAGUUUAAAGACCUCUAAAGGUCAUGCCUGCCAUUGCUGGGUUAGUAGACUUAUUUUUACCACGUAAUCGGACAGUUAAUCCUUGCUACAACGUUGGCUUACUAAACUGUGGUUUUCACAAAUUCGGUCAGGAAGUUCUUGCGAGGAUCUUACUUGACCUGAUGCGAUCAUUCGCUAUGUGUUGUGUUCGAUCGAAUGACCGGAAUCGGUAGCUUGGAAUGUAUCUCGUACUACACCGCUCGAUGCGUAGAAUAAUGUAUUAAUGUCGCACAUCCGUCGUCAUCCAUGCUCUACCAUAACUAGUAAAACGUAUUGUUUCGUAAGAAAAUUUACUU